AUGGCGGAGGAGGAGAAGCUGCCCGCGGGGUGGGAGAAGCGCAUGAGCCGCAGCUCCGGCCGCGUGUACUACUUCAACCACCUGACGAACGCCAGCCAAUGGGAGAGGCCGAGCGGGGCGGGGAGGGCGGAGCCGUGUCGCGUGCGUUGCUCUCACCUGUUGGUCAAGCACAGCCAAUCACGGCGCCCGUCCAGCUGGAGGCAGGAGCGCAUCACCCGCACCAAGGAGGAGGCGCUGCAGCUCGUCAACGGGCAGAUGCAGAAGGCGUUCGAGGACGCGUCGUUCGCUCUGCGCGCCGGCGAAAUGAGCGGCCCCGUGUUCACGGAAUCCGGCAUCCACAUCAUCCUCCGCACCGAGUGAAGCCCCCUGGGC
Molecule: messenger RNA, 372 nt
Organism: Sturnus vulgaris (Common starling)
Lineage: Eukaryota; Metazoa; Chordata; Aves; Passeriformes; Sturnidae
Source: RefSeq, a predicted model, not a curated record